Messenger RNA from Oncorhynchus gorbuscha (pink salmon), 3971 nucleotides. RefSeq lists its product as uncharacterized. NCBI's taxonomy places the organism in Eukaryota, Metazoa, Chordata, Actinopteri, Salmoniformes, Salmonidae. The transcript has 4 exons. The record is from RefSeq and is a predicted model, not a curated record. Bases 1523 to 2128 code for a protein of 201 amino acids.
GUCCUCCAGUAUCCCAGAAUCCUCUCUGUUGCCAACGGCUCUCUGAUUCACAACAGUCUCGCCGAUAAAGUCCUACUAUAACAUGAUAUCUGUGUAAUUUAUACUAUUAUUUAGGUUCUGGAUGAUUCGUAGUGUUGUCAGAUAGUUUAGUCGGUGAGACUAACGGAUUCGGUGGUGUGAUGUGUGUUUAGACUGUGAACCGGAGAAACCUCUGCAAGAGAGACGCUAACUCGGUUAGCCUGACGAGCUAUCCAACGUCAACUACUAUCAACCAAACAUCAAAGUUGUAUUUCAAAAAUAUAUAUAUAUUAUUAGUGCUUAGCUAACUCGGUUAGCCUGACGAGCUAUCCAACGUCAACUACUAUCAACCAAACAUCAAAGUUGUAUUUAAAUAUAUAUAUAUUAUUAGUGCUUAGCUAACUCGGUUAGCCUGACGAGCUAUCCAACGUCAACUACUAUCAACCAAACAUCAAAGUUGUAUUUAAAUAUAUAUAUAUUAUUAGUGCUUAGCUAACUCGGCUAGUGAUGCAGUUAACCAGGGCAUGGAUGGUUAGCUUGUAGCGUUCAGAUUCGGCUACUGGAGACGACGUGUGGACAGACACGGACGCAGCGCGUUACCCAGCUGUUAAGGGUAUAUGCUACAGCUUGUGGAUAAAGUCACACGUUUCACUCUACGUAGGAAUCCUAACGGGUACAUUUAACUUUAAAAUGUAGGUAGCUAAGCAGGGAAAUAUCUAGGCCGUAAGACAAGAUCACUGGUAACAUUGUUGUUGACCCAACAUCCCCAUAGUAGGCUAACUGAGAUUAAUCUCAGCCCUACCUACAAUUUAGGCAGCUCCAUUGUUCAAAGUGGGGAGUUGAAUCAACUGACACUGUGUCCAGGUACGUCAUGUUGUUGAACCGGUCUAGUCUGGGGACAAGACUGCAAUAAAGUCUUAGAGGGCUCCUGUUCCUGACCCCCGGCCCCCUAGAAGGUGGUCCCUACUGAGAUGAAGUUGCGUGUUUGUCUGAGGGAGAGCGGAGGAUUAGGUCAGGAACAGGAGGAAUCCCUCCCUUUGUCGCAGUCUGUCUCGGCCGAGGCGUCUCCAAACUCUUAAGACUGGUAUCUGCCUAGGACCGGUUCUACAACAUAACUUACCUGGACAGGUGCCUCAUUUGCUUCUGCUUCCUCUGCAUACAGGAGUGGAACAACAACAAGAUAGUCUCUAGGUGUCCGCUGUGUAAGCAGCCCUUCUCUCUCAAACCUCCUGUACCCGGAGAAAACAGGACCGCAGCUGCCAUGGUGACCACCAGAGCAGGUGGUAACCAUGGAGAGUGAAAGAGGAGGAAGGGGAGGGAGAGGAGACAGUCAGGACGAAGGUGGGAAAGGGUGGGAACUCCUCUUCUACCCCGGCCAGAGGAUGGAGGGAUCGAUGGACAGUGGGAGCUGGCAGUGUUCCACGGCUCAUUGGUCAACAUCGUCCAACGUAUCAUCACCUCGCCAAUCGCACGCCGUGAUAGGGAGGGGGCGGGGUCAUCCAGGAUGAACUCCACCCCUUUCCAGCUGGCACGGUUGGACCACUUCUUCCACGAGCUGGAAGCCUUUGACCAGCUGGCCAUCUACGACCCUCCGGCGCCGACCUACGAGGACGGUAUGACAUCAUCAACCAGUGACACUGACCUCUCUGUCACCUCCAUCUACGACCCUCCGGCGCCGACCUACGAGGACGGUAUGACAUCAUCAACCAGUGACACUGACCUCUCUGUCACCUCCAUCUACGACCCUCCGGCGCCGACCUACGAGGACGGUAUGACAUCAUCAACCAGUGACACUGACCUCUCUGUCACCUCCAUCUACGACCCUCCGGCGCCGACCUACGAGGACGGUAUGACAUCAUCAACCAGUGACACUGACCUCUCUGUCACCUCCAUCUACGACCCUCCGGCGCCGACCUACGAGGACGGUAUGACAUCAUCAACCAGUGACACUGACCUCUCUGUCACCUCCAUCUCAGAGGAAGAGAUAUUGUUUUGUUACUACUUUUGGGAUGAGCUUCCAGUUGGCUCAUCUAUCCCCCCCUCCUCCUCCUCCUCCUCUCCCCUGGAACUAUUCCCCAGGUCGUUGAGGUCGUUGAGGUCGUUGGGGUAAAAGAGAAUGUGUUCUCAGUCAUCUGACCUGGGCAAAUAAAUCAAUAAAAUAAUAUAUUUUUUAGUCUGGGUCCUAUAUGGCAGCCUAUUCCCUAUUAAGUGCUCUACUGCCUGUGUAGUCCACUGUGUGGUCCACUGUGUAGUCCACUGUGUAGUUCACUGUGUAGUCCAACGUGUGGUCCACUGUGUAGUCCGCUGUGUGGUCCACUGUGUAGUUCACUGUGUAGUUCACUGUGUGGUCCACUGUGUAGUUCACUGUGUGGUCCACUGUGUAGUUCACUGUGUGGUCCACUGUGUGGUCCACUGUAGUUCACUGUAGUCCACUGUGUAGUUCACUGUGUAGUUCACUGUAGUUCACUGUAGUUCACUGUGUGGUCCACUGUGUAGUUCACUGUGUAGUUCACUGUGUGGUCCACUGUGUAGUUCACUGUGUAGUCCACUGUGUAGUUCACUGUGUAGUCCACUGUGUAGUCCACUGUGUAGUCCACUGUGUAGUCCACUGUGUAGUUCACUGUGUAGUCAAAUGUGUAGUUCACUGUAGUUCAUUGUAGUCCACUGUGUAGUUCACUGUAGUUCAUUGUAGUCCACUGUGUAGUUCACUGUAGUUCAUUGUAGUCCACUGUGUAGUUCACUGUAGUUCAUUGUAGUCCACUGUGUAGUUCACUGUAGUUCAUUGUAGUCCACUGUGUAGUUCACUGUAGUUCAUUGUAGUCCACUGUGUAGUUCACUGUAGUUCAUUGUAGUCCACUGUGUAGUUCACUGUAGUUCAUUGUAGUCCACUGUGUAGUUCACUGUAGUUCAUUGUAGUCCACUGUGUAGUUCACUGUAGUUCAUUGUAGUCCACUGUGUAGUUCAAUGUGUAGUUCACUGUGUAGUUCAUUGUAGUCCACUGUGUAGUUCAAUGUGUAGUUCACUGUGUAGUUCAUUGUAGUCCACUGUGUAGUUCACUGUAGUUCAUUGUAGUCCACUGUGUAGUUCACUGUAGUUCAUUGUAGUCCACUGUGUAGUUCACUGUAGUUCAUUGUAGUCCACUGUGUAGUUCACUGUAGUUCAUUGUAGUCCACUGUGUAGUUCACUGUGUAGUUCACUGUGUAGUUCAUUGUAGUCCACUGUGUAGUUCACUGUAGUUCAUUGUAGUCCACUGUGUAGUUCACUGUAGUUCAUUGUAGUCCACUGUGUAGUUCACUGUAGUUCAUUGUAGUCCACUGUGUAGUUCACUGUAGUUCAUUGUAGUCCACUGUGUAGUUCACUGUAGUUCAUUGUAGUCCACUGUGUAGUUCACUGUAGUUCAUUGUAGUCCACUGUGUAGUUCACUGUAGUUCAUUGUAGUCCACUGUGUAGUUCACUGUAGUUCAUUGUAGUCCACUGUGUAGUUCACUGUAGUUCAUUGUAGUCCACUGUGUAGUUCACUGUAGUCCACUGUGUAGUUCACUGUGUAGUUCACUGUAGUUCAUUGUAGUUCACUGUAGUUCAUUGUAGUUCACUGUAGUUCAUUGUAGUCCACUGUAGGGAAUAGGCUGCCAUUUGGGACUAUACCUUAUAGUUGCUGCACUGUUUGAGAGGAGAGCUGGCAGGGAAGUGUUACAUUAUACUGUGUACACUAUGCUGUUCUGUUCAUAUGACCAUUAUCUCUAUAUCUAUCUAUAUCUAUCUCUAUCUAUAUCUAGGAAGUGUUACAUUAUACUGUGUACACUAUGCUGUUCUGUUCAUAUGACCAUCUGCCUCUAUCUAUCUAGGAAGAGGAGGGUGGUUCGGAGGGACGGAAAGAGAGAGACAGCAGCAGGAAGUAGCUCAUUGUCGGUAACAGGAAGUAGGAGUGGAAGAGAGGAGCCGAGAGGAGCCGG